UGCGCUUUAAGAGUAAGUCGGACAUUUCUCCGGUAACUCCAGUGUUUGACCUUCUACCGGAUGUGCUUCCUGUUUGAGUUCCAUGGUCGGGAACAUGUUUUUAUUGAAGAUGUGUACACUGCACAGGCUGCUAGCACGGAGUGUGUGCCCUGUGUUCCUGCACCACGGCCAGGCCUCUCUGCUCCACACCCAGCCUCCUCAGCUGAAUUCCAACAGGACGUCGGUGGUGCGCUGCAGCCGGCAGAAGUAUGAGAGGGCGUUCCCUGUGAUACUGGUGCGGCCUGAUGGAGCAACAGUCAACAUCAGAUACAAAGAACCCAGACGCAUCCUGAUGAUGCCAGUCAACCUGUCCACUCUGACUGAAGAGGAGCGUCGUGCUCGACAGAAAAAGAGAGCAGUGAAGAAGACGAAAGAACAAACAGCAGUGGACUAUGAGGACGACUUCACGGCGGACAAAUACAGCAAAUUCUGGAAGAAGAAGUAAUGAGGAGAAACAAUGAAACAUGACAUUAAAGAUCAGAAUAGAAGCUUCCAUUUGUCCAUAUAUUAUGUUGUAUGAUUGUAUUAUUGACAAAAAAAGACUUGGUGGUGGGACAGUGAAAAGCUUCGUAUGGCAGAGAGACAUGUAGCAGGAGCUCUGCUUUCCUUACAUUGUCAACAACCUGCUGAAGCUGGAAUCCAUAACAACGUUGAGUCAAUAAAUUGGUUUGAACUGUG
Messenger RNA from Eleginops maclovinus (Patagonian blennie), 717 nucleotides. RefSeq names its product mitochondrial ribosomal protein L55 (gene mrpl55). The record is from RefSeq and is a predicted model, not a curated record. Gene Ontology annotation, molecular function: structural constituent of ribosome. Lineage: Eukaryota; Metazoa; Chordata; Actinopteri; Perciformes; Eleginopidae. The transcript is spliced from 3 exons. Gene Ontology annotation, cellular component: mitochondrial large ribosomal subunit. Gene Ontology annotation, biological process: translation. Bases 83 to 484 code for a protein of 133 amino acids.